UAUCUUCACCCCUCGCAUGCCAGCGUCCUUACACGAAUUUUUACCACGGUAAUCUCUCAGCUUGUUUCCGACAUGCCCAAGGUACAAAAGGUACAGUGGUGGAUGAAAGAGGGAAUACCCAGAGACACGGGCAGUAGGGCGCCGAUCACCCCCAACCCAGAUACACCGUGUCCUUCUACCGGAUCUGACAUCGCACUGGCGGUCGAGCAAUCGGGUUCACCACCAGACAUGCAAUUAUCCACUCCCAUGGUUGAAAACCAUGCACCAAAUAGCUGCGCGAACUCCAUGAACGAUUCAGGGUACUUGUCUCCGGCGCACACGCCGCGUGCACAGAAAAGAGCUCUUUUCUCAACGCGAGACCUGAUAGUCUAUAACAAACCCAUCUCUGAGCAGCUCAAAGAUCGUUUCUUGGACAUCAAGAUCCUCUACACACAGUCGUUGUGGGAGGCAAUAUCCAGCAAAAGAAAAGGAGAUCCCGGAGAUAUUUCCAUGAAACUGAAGUACAUGGGGGAGAGCGAACCUACUGCACGAUUGUACAUCGUUAUUCAAUGCGAGCGGCGAAUUUCCAGAAGGGUGAAUAAAUUCUUUGCGCAAGAACAUGUGGCAGAGGAACUCAAUCCAGAUUUCCGAGUCCAUGUAAUCCCCACGGGGCCACUCAGACUCACAAGUUGCGAGAAGCUGGAAGUUCUGGGAAACAUAGCAGACUCAAGAAGCACAUUGUGUGGCAUGCCAAUCGAAAUAGGCGGUGAGCGUGCUCCAAGGAUAGCCACGUUAGGAGGUUUGAUCAUGGUUACGGCACAAGAGAAAACGGUCUACGGUCUCACAGCCGGGCACUCUCUCGUGAAUUUUGUAAAUGAUUCUUCUAACAGAGAUUCCAAUCGGGAAGAUAUCAAUUCUGGGUGCGACGAUGAAGACACCGAUGCAGGAUACGAAUCGGCUCAGCAAUCAUCCCCUAAUCAGGAGCAUUCCUGCGUAUCGACCAGCAGAUUACCCUGUUCCAUGGACAAUAUCGGAAGAGUGGUGGCGAACUCUUUCCAGUCUACCGAGAAUACCUGCAACCAUGAUUGGGCUCUUGUGGCAUUGGAUCGUGAAGAUUGGGCCCCCAAUUAUCUAGUUAAUCGACCAACCCUAGUCGUCGACGCGAGCGAGUCGAAUAAGACGACAAAUAAAGGCGGAACGAGGGAAGAGCUUGACUCGAAUUUACAUUUGAUACCUUUCUCCUAUGGACCGCGGUUAAGAAUGGUAGAACAACCUGUAGCUGCCAUCACUUCUCGUGGUCUCCAGCACGGAAUACUGACUUCAAACGGCUCUUCCCUAACGAUGUUUCCGGGUGGCAAGUUUCUUGAGACGUUUGAUUUCUUGCCUUUUAGUGGUUCAACGUUUCUACCAGGAGAUUCCGGGUCUUGGGUGGUAAACAAGACUACAGGCGAGGUAUAUGGCCAUGUAGUUUCGAUCGAUACCUUUGGAGAAGCAUCUGUGAUUCCGAUGCAAUCUACGUUGCUCGAUAUCAAGUUCCAUCUCAGAGCUUAUGAAGUUCGCUUCCCUUCAAAGGAAGAAAUUUCAGCUUUACAGACUGCUCAAAAGAACGACCACGACGGAAAUGAAUCAGCAACAUCCUCUCGCCGUAGGACUUGGAAUGUUAACAAUGACAAAUUCAACAACAAUAAACGUUCCAAGAAAAACACUCGUGUUUCAUUGGGCAAACGUAAAGCAAAUGAUUUUGGGGGUAGAGAUAAUCCAAAGAAGCCCAGAGACAAUAUUGAGAGAAAGAUUAGCGGCGAGACCACCCGGAACUUACGCUCAAGCUUAGCCAAAACCUCCCCGGCUGAUUUGGUUCCGGUCGAGCCAAUAGUCACUGAUGGAGAGAUUCGUACCUCCAGUUGGUCCACAAAGGACGACGAAAUCUUGAUACAAGCUCGCGCUCAAGGAUUGAAUUGGAAUCAGAUUGCGCCAAAGCAUUUCCCGUCAAAGUCUCCCAACAGCUGUCGCAAAAGACAUGAGAGAUUAAUGCAAAAGCAAAAUGUAGAACAAUGGGAUGGACCGAAGCUGGGAAUACUUGCUACAGUAUACAUGGAACAUCGCGCUGAGAUAUGGGGCCCAAUUGCAAAUUUGCUGGGUGAGAAGUGGACAGUAGUUGAGCAGAAGUGCAUGGAGAAAGGACUAAAAAACCUCAGUCAAGCAUAUCGAGCAGAGAAAAGAAAGGGCAAUGAUAGCGGCAUCAGCAUUUCUGAUGAUGACUAUCCAAUAAACCAGCCAAACAUGUACUUGAGCUGUAGUGCUGGUGUGAAUAGAGACAACCGUAUUCACUCAAUUCUUGAAUUACCACUAAUGAGUUAUUCUGCCUAG
This is a messenger RNA of Periconia digitata, 2346 nucleotides long. The record is from the annotation of a GenBank genome assembly. NCBI's taxonomy places the organism in Eukaryota, Fungi, Ascomycota, Dothideomycetes, Pleosporales, Periconiaceae.